GGGCAUCUUGACCUUAAAUGUCAUCUUCAUCUUGUUCUUCAGCAAAUCUAACGAGCAGGUCUUCAAGUUCAAAUAUCUGGUUUGCUCGACCGCAAUACUUUACCCAUCUCGCUGAGAAUGACGGGUGGGCAUGCGAUGUCUGCGUAUCAGGGCACAUGGGACAGCUCGAGUUCUCCAGCCUUCGUACAGCAGUGCAACACGAGCGCUCUUCCCCCGAUCAUGCCCGCUAUGUCUCAGAAUUUGACUGGUGGGAUCGGGAUGAGAGCGGUUGGGAAGUCGACGUUCCGCCAUUGACGAGCGAAGGACUGCGUGCACAGGAACGACAAACGCAUGUUGACCAUGUCCACGAGAUGGUCCCGUUUUGGAGGAAGGCGGUGGAGGCUGCUGAGAGGGGGGAGGUGCUAAAGUUGGAGGAGUUCCUCGAUCGGUUGGAGGCGAGGGGUCCGUGGGGUACUUUCGAUGAUAUCUGGGGCGCUCAGCCUGGGACGGGUAAAGAUGCGUGGUCUGCUUGGGACGAUGAUGGUGGAGAUAAACACUGGGGCAAGGUGGAACCUUGGGCAGCUAGAGACGAUGAUUCGGUUAAACGACCGGCAAGAACUAACUCCUUUUGGGGCGAUAAGCCAGACCAUCUACCCAGACAAGAAUGUCAUCCCAGAUCAGGGAUUGGGGAGAGAGUUGUAGGUCAAGGGCUAGGACGGAAGAAAGCAGUCGACUCGCCAAGGAAGGAUGAUACCUACGGAUUUGUUGAAGCCAUUGCCAGGCAAGAAGCUGCGAAUGAGGAACGAAAACAAAGGAUGCAUGUGUUUUACAAGAUGCCUACCCACCAGAAAGUGCAAAAGAUUCAAGAAAUGAUAUAUUUCCUCCGUGCAAAUCCUAUGUAGCUACCAGUUUGAGUCGUGGAUAUCCAUCUGUAGUGCAUAUCGUAUGAGGACAUUUUCUUAUCUCUAUCUGUUGUUAUUAGCGACUGGAAUACGCCAUAUAUGCCUGGAUAGCUUUGUGUAUCAUAGCCCCUAGUCAAAUGCAUCCCACUACACCUGGACCGGG
Molecule: messenger RNA, 1044 nt
Organism: Serpula lacrymans var. lacrymans S7.9
Lineage: Eukaryota; Fungi; Basidiomycota; Agaricomycetes; Boletales; Serpulaceae
Exons: 3
Coding region: 156-881 (241 amino acids)
Source: RefSeq, a predicted model, not a curated record